Maniola jurtina (meadow brown) is the source of this 1131-nucleotide messenger RNA. RefSeq names its product cuticle protein 7-like. The transcript has 3 exons. NCBI's taxonomy places the organism in Eukaryota, Metazoa, Arthropoda, Insecta, Lepidoptera, Nymphalidae. Gene Ontology annotation, cellular component: extracellular matrix. The record is from RefSeq and is a predicted model, not a curated record. Bases 100 to 687 code for a protein of 195 amino acids.
GCGACCAGGUCGAAUAAUUAAUGUGGUAUAAAUGAACUAGUGCGCGAUGACAAUAGCACAGUGCACUUCGUUUGCUUAGUGGAGUACAUCGUCGGUAAAAUGAACUCACUUUUGGUGGUAUUCUGUUUCAUCGCAGUAGCGGUAGCUAACCCGCCUGAUCUUUUACAAACAUACGCCACAGUUGGGAGCAUUCCAAAUCCAAACUACUCAUUCAACUAUGCCGUAAACGAUCCUCAAACCGGCGACAACAAGGCUCAAUGGGAGACCAGAGACGGCGACGUGGUCAGAGGCGCUUACUCAUUGGUCGAGCCAGAUGGCAACAUUCGCAUCGUCGAGUACGUCGCCGACGCCAUCCACGGUUUCAACGCUGUUGUCAAACGAGCAAGGCCAAACAUACACCCAAUAUCUUUGCCAGUCGCUGCGCCAAUCAUCGCUGCCCCAAUUCAAGUUGCACCAAUAGCAAAACAAAUCUACGAGCCAAUAGAACCGAUUGUACCAAUCGUACCAAUAGAGCCGGCACCGCUGCUCGAACCGAUAAACCCUUGGAGCUAUUUACCCAUCGGAAAUGAUGCACCCUGGGUAUCUGUAACUGGCACAACUUAUAAGAAAGGAAAUAUCGUCCGCAGAUGGACAGCCGGUCCCAUAUCUUUAGACGGGCAGUCGGUGACCGUAAAAACCAAACAUUGAUGUAGUCUGUAAGGUAAUAUUAUAUUUUUUUUCAAAUAGGAAGUCCCCUUUGCCUUGUUGAAUAUAGAUGUGUACCAAAAAGUUAUUGGUAAACUUUUUUCCGAAUUAUUUAAAUUUCGCAUUUUAAAAUCGAUUCCUCUAUUUACGUAUAUGAUUUACUUUUCGAUAGUUUUGCCAAUUAAUGUUUUGAUACGUAACUUUCAUGUAUGGCGAAAUGGGAUUUGGCUAUAUGAAGAAAAGGACAGUAAAUAUAAGCUUUAUGCUUUACCAACUUCUAUGUGUAUAGGUAACCUGUUUAGUUACUCACGGCUCUAGUGUGUUCUUGCAUUAGAAUAAAAUGCAAAAAUACACAUAGGUCAUUAGAAGUUAAGCUGAUUGAAUGUCUCCAUAGCAAUGAAGUGUACCUGACGUUCAUAGUGACUGUAAAUAAAUUAUUAUAAAGAA